Messenger RNA from Toxorhynchites rutilus septentrionalis, 639 nucleotides. Its product is annotated as protein GVQW3-like. NCBI's taxonomy places the organism in Eukaryota, Metazoa, Arthropoda, Insecta, Diptera, Culicidae. The coding region runs from base 1 to 639 and encodes 212 amino acids. The record is from RefSeq and is a predicted model, not a curated record. The transcript has a single exon.
AUGGAGCAGAGAGACGCCAUCAAAUUUCGUUUUAAAUUGAAGAAAACACCAAGUGAAACCCUCGAAUUGUUACAAAUCGCGUACGGAAAUGAAUUUCUUAGUCGUAGUAAAGUGUUCGAGUGGUAUGCGCGUUUUAAAGCCGGUCGGGAGUUGCUGGCAGACGAUCCGCGAGAUGGGCGUCCUUCCACUUCCGCCACUGAUGCGAACAUCGAGCGGGUGCGCGUUGGUGUGGCCUCCAAUCCACGUGCUACUGUUGAAAUGUUGGCCGACGAGUUUAACAUCAGCGAGGGAAGUGUUCACACCAUUCUAACCAAAAAACUGGUUAAGAGCAAGAUCUGUGCGAAGUUCGUUCCUAAUGCGCCAGAGCAAAAAAUUCGUCGAGUGGAAGCAUCGGAAACUCCUACCGAAAUGGCGGAUUCGGAUCCUUAUUCUUUGGAUAAAAUUAUCACGGGGUUACGAAUCAUGGUGUUUUCAGUACGAUCCUUCAACCAAACGACAGUCAAUGGAAUGGAGGGGUCGCAUCGAGGGGAGGCCGACCAAAAUUCGCGCGGUGAAAUCGAAAAUCAAGACCAUGUGAUGGCGUUUUUUGACUCUCAGGCAUUAUCCAUAGAGAAUUUGUGCCUCCAGGGCAAACAGUGA